CUCCUGACAGCUCGGGCGCGUGUGUAAAAUUUUGACAGAUCACCGCCCGUUCCGUGAAAUCGGCCAUCUGUGUUUGUCUUUUGUGUAGUGCGCAAGUAGUGGUGAUUUUUCUUUCUGCAUUUUCGAUUCGGUCACAAAUUUCUGCGAAGAUCCAAAACAAAUCGCAAUGGCCAACGUGAACCUGGCUUCGGUGGUGCUCCGCAAUGCCCUGCGGCAAAAGAUGGGCGUUCGCUUUUCGCACGAUAUGAUUGCCCAGAAGAUUGGCAAGCGGGAAGUCGUCGGCCACGGCUGGAACGGAUUGCCGGUUUAUGCCGAUCGGGUUGACUACCCGAUGCCGGCCAUCCGCUUCAAGGAGGUGACCCCUGACAUUCAGGCCCUGCGCGAGAAGGAGAAGGGAGACUGGAAGAAGCUGUCCAUCCAGGAGAAGAAAGCCCUGUACCGUGCUUCGUUCUGCCAAACCUUCUCCGAGAUCAAGUACCCAACCGGUGAAUGGAAGAUGUCCCUCGGCUUCGGUCUGAUUGCCAUCUCGAUGAGCUUGGCCACCAUGCUGCUGAUGAAGGCCUUCGUUUACGACGACAUCCCGGUGACCUUCGAUGACGAGCACCAGAAGGCUCAGCUCAAGCGUAUGCUGGAUCUCGGCGUUGGCAACAUUACCGGUUUGUCGUCCAAGUGGGACUACGAUAACAACAAGUGGAAGUAAAUGGCCGCUUCCGCUUCGGGUGGACGUGGGACAUUUAGUGGGUAAUUGUGUAUUAUAAUAAAUCUAAAAUUGGCACCAGCUAGAAGCGAAACGUUGCGUUGUAAGCCACUUUCCCGGUAGGCUGAACAAUAAAUAAUGAAGAAAAAUCAUGCCUAA
This is a messenger RNA of Aedes aegypti (yellow fever mosquito), 856 nucleotides long. RefSeq names its product cytochrome c oxidase subunit 4 isoform 1, mitochondrial. Gene Ontology annotation, biological process: mitochondrial electron transport, cytochrome c to oxygen. The record is from RefSeq and is a predicted model, not a curated record. Lineage: Eukaryota; Metazoa; Arthropoda; Insecta; Diptera; Culicidae. The transcript is spliced from 3 exons. Bases 167 to 700 code for a protein of 177 amino acids.